This is a messenger RNA of Molossus molossus (Pallas's mastiff bat), 891 nucleotides long. It is a transcript of the gene PMVK, whose product is annotated as phosphomevalonate kinase. Gene Ontology annotation, molecular function: phosphomevalonate kinase activity. The coding region runs from base 154 to 732 and encodes 192 amino acids. NCBI's taxonomy places the organism in Eukaryota, Metazoa, Chordata, Mammalia, Chiroptera, Molossidae. Gene Ontology annotation, cellular component: cytoplasm. The record is from RefSeq and is a predicted model, not a curated record. The transcript is spliced from 5 exons. Gene Ontology annotation, biological process: isopentenyl diphosphate biosynthetic process, mevalonate pathway; cholesterol biosynthetic process.
GCUGGCGGUCCUCUUUACAGCUGUGGCGAAGACGCGUGCGGAAGCCCUCCCUGUUGCCGCCCCACCUAGUGGCCUCAUCCAUUUCUCGCGGGUGGCCCAAUUUAAGGGUUGGGAGUAGUGUCAUCUUUAGGGAUCGCAAAGUGUGGGGGCCCGAUGGCUCAGCUAGGGGGAGGCCCCCGGCUGGUACUGCUGUUCAGCGGGAAGAGGAAAUCCGGGAAGGACUUCGUAACCGAGGCGCUGCAGAGCAGACUCGGAGCUGACGUCUGUGCUGUCCUCCGGCUCUCCAGUCCACUCAAGGAGCAGUAUGCUCAGGAGCACGGCUUGAACUUCCAGAGACUCCUGGAUGCCAGCACCUACAAGGAGGCCUAUCGGAGGGACAUGAUCCUUUGGGGAGAGGAGAAGCGCCAGGCUGACCCAGGCUUCUUCUGCAGGAAGGUUGUGGAGGGCGUCUCGCAGCCGGUCUGGCUGGUGAGUGACACACGGAGGAUGUCUGAUAUCCAGUGGUUCCGGGAGGUCUAUGGGGCUGUGACACAGACAGUCCGCGUGGUGGCCUCGGAGCAGAGCCGACAGCAGCGGGGCUGGGUGUUCACAUCAGGAGUGGAUGAUGGUGAGUCGGAAUGUGGCCUGGACAACUUUGGGGACUUUGAUUGGGUCAUCGAGAACCACGGAGACGAGCAGCACCUGGAGGAGCAGCUGGAGAACCUGGUAGAAUUUGUCCACUCCAGACUUUAGCUGUUAGGCUCUGGGGCACCAGAAGCUGCGGGUUGAGUGAGGAUGGGCUGACUCUGCCCGACAUGUGGUUGCUGAUGCUGGCCUAGGUGGGGAGCAUACAGAGGGUCUGGGUCCAGAUCUGUGGGGGGCCAGCAGAUGUCAGACAAGUCAAGACACCUC